Molecule: messenger RNA, 3842 nt
Organism: Papilio polytes (common Mormon)
Lineage: Eukaryota; Metazoa; Arthropoda; Insecta; Lepidoptera; Papilionidae
Exons: 14
Coding region: 268-3021 (917 amino acids)
Biological process (GO): lipid metabolic process
Molecular function (GO): lipase activity
Source: RefSeq, a predicted model, not a curated record
CCGCACGCCAGUCUACCGCACGACGCUGACAGUCGCGCGCGUCUUUAACAAUAGUAUUUACAAUUUUUAACCUUAACACUAUCGUAACAGAACACAAAAUCAGUUUUUAUCGACAAUCGUGUGAAGUUGUUGCAAGUGUUGUGUUUGUGAAGUUUAAUAGAAAGUCGACUUUUUAUCAAGGCUAGUGUGAACGAACCAAUUGUUUUGUAUUUAACAAAUCGUGCUUGGAAAACAUUUAAGUGUGUACGUGAAUGCCGGGCCGUAUGGAUGGCGACGCAAGUCUGGCGCUCGCUCGCCCUGCUGCUGUUUACCACAUCGCUUGUUAUAGCUAGAUAUGCAGAGUUAGAGGCAUGGCGAGGUGCGGGGCGGCCGGCCACCGCGGCGCAGGAGGCAGAGGACGAGCGCAAAGACGCGGAACUCCUGGCGGCAGUACGGAACUCUAUACACCAAUGGGAACUUAAAAAAGCACGCACAAGGACGAAGAGGUCGCAAGGUAGUGUCUGCUACGGACAGUUCGGUUGCUUCGAAGACUCAGGACCCUUCGCGUACCUGGAAACACUGCCAAGUCCCCCGCAGGAGGUCGGCACCAACUUCCUCAUGUAUUCUACAAUGAACAGAGGUGACCAGCCACUUAUGUCAGUAUCGGCGGCCAACAUGUCAGAGGCGUGGAGUUGGGCGGAGCGCGCCUUCGACUCCUCCAAGCCGACCCGCGUUAUCGUUCACGGCUUCGGCUCAAACUGCGACAACGUCUGGGUUUACGAAAUGAGAUCCGCAUUGAUGGCCGUCGAAGAAUGUAACGUAGUGUGCGUGGACUGGGAGGGCGGAGCCUCGAUGCCCAAUUACCUGCGCGCCGCCGCCAACACCCGGCUUGUGGGCAAGCAGCUGGCCAUGAUGCUUCAAGGAUUAGCGGAACACAUAGAUUUAAAAUUUGAAGACGUUCAUUUAAUUGGGUUCAGUCUGGGAGCGCAUGUCGCAGGAUUUGCUGGCUCCGAACUGAGGAACAUAAGUCGAAUAACAGGUCUCGAUCCCGCUGGACCGCUAUUCGAUUUCCAAGACCCUCGGGUGCGGCUCGACCGCACGGAUGCCAAGUUCGUGGACGUGAUCCACUCCAACGGGGAGACGCUGAUCCUGGGCGGGCUGGGGGCCGCCCAGCCGCUAGGACACGUCGACUUCUACCCCAACGGCGGUCGAGUGCAACAUGGAUGCUCCAACUUGUUCGUGGGCGCAGUGUCAGACCUGGUGUUGCCGUGGGCGGCCGCAUCGGCGGAAGGCCGCUCGUUGUGCAACCACCGCCGCGCCUACAAGUUCUUCACAGACUCUGUAUCACCUAAAUGCCACUUCCCUGCGUUCCCAUGCUUAGACUAUGACACCUUUCUUGAGGGUCGAUGUUUCCCGUGUAGCGAGGAGCGGCGGUGCGGUAAUAUGGGCUACUACGCGGACCGCUCUCUCGGCCGCGGUCCCCUAUAUUUGGUUACGCGAGAGGAAGAACCUUUCUGUGCUCAUCAAUACCAUGUGUCGGUGUGGGGUGCUACAGAGCCCGGGGAGAAGACAACCUAUGGCAAAAUUACGUUGACAUUACACGGUGACUCCGGCCUCAACGAAUCUUUCCCUAUGAAUAAGCGCGAAAAUAACCAGGUGGGACGCUUGCACUUCUCCCGCGUGCUAGUGCCGCACCCCGCGCUGGGCGUGCCCCUGCGCGUCACGCUGCACUACGCCGCCUACUCCGGCUGGCUGACUGCGGGCGCGCGCGCGGUCCGCCUGCACAAGUUCCUCAUCACUGACAGCUUCGGCAAGACGUCAUCUUUCUGCAAACAUGUGAGGCUGACAACUGAUGAGUCAGUAAGGUUACCUUUAUACCCCGGUGAUUGUCCGAUGCUACAGGACAACGAAUCGGACAAUGCCACAGUACUAGAAGUUAACAUUAAGGAAGACAAAACCAAAGAACCUUCAAUAGAUGAUCUCGACAACGAACUUCCAGAAGAUCCGCCGCGAACAACUUUCGUUCUAGUCGACAACUACGAGUGGGACAGCGCCACCGACACAGGCCGCGCCUUCGGCAUGACCAACACGAAGACAGCGCCAAAUGGCAUUGUUGAAAUUGCGGAGCCCGUCCUGCGGCCGCGAUCUCGCAAAACACCACGACAGAGGAUCGACAUGGCUGAUGAAAGUCCUGAAAUAUCCGAACCUCUUUUAAGACCGACGCGACCGCCGCGACAUACUCCUCCUUCCUCACGAAAACCAAAAAACUAUGACGUAACUACUCCUACUUACGAAACAUUCUCCUUGAGUGCAACUACUGAAAAAGAAGAAUUGGGAUUUGCAGUACAAUUCCUUCCAUCCAGACUCGCGUCAUUUAUAUCGAGGGCUGAGCGGUACGCGCGGGACACCCUGCUGCCGCUGGUGUCAGCUUACGCACCGCGGUUGCCAAUAUUCGGCGCACGAGAACUGCCGAAACCCACAGCCAAAUACAUUCCUACAGAGGACGGUAACUUAACGAGCAGUGUGCCCGUACCUACACCUACGUUGGAGAUGAAAAUCGAAUCCCUUAGAAACAUGGGUCCGCCCGGUGAGAUGCGCGAGAUCGAGACUCCCGAGGACCCCGAUAUCCCGGUGGUGAUAUCUACGACUACCACAACGUCUACCACCACUACUCCCAGCACGACCACGACGGAGAAGCUGCGGCCCGCGCCCACAGAGAUGCUGCAAGUGAUCCCGGGACCCGUGGUCACCACCAGCACCGCGCUGCCGCCGGUUGCCCUGCACAGCGCCCGGGAGAAGAUUCUCAUAGUUUAUCCGAGCAACGCUAGAGAGGAGAGAAAAAUAAAAUCCCAUUCUAUAUCUGAGGAGAUGCAAUUUGAAGCGUUGUAUAGACACGCCGCCGAAGAGGUGCGAGUCGACUUGCCCACUUUCCAUCCCCCUACCUCCAGCGCGGACCCAAGCUCCACUGAGCUGCAAUCUAAAGGAGACGCGAGGUUCAUCCCAGUACCGUUUUUACAGAAAACCGACGUUAAAGAUACUUGAACUCUAUUCGACUUGACUGACUGUACUUUCUACUUGAGUCAAUAAGAACAGAAAUAACUCAAAAACUUAAAUAUCCACCAAACCGGUACAAAGACCUGUCCUUUAUCGCUUUGGUUUGGAAAAAUUUAGGCCUUGAAAAAACUGAUAUGUCAAAAGCCUGUUGUUAAAAUGUUUAUAUUUAAUUUGUUAUAUGUACAUAAUUUAAGUAUGAAGUGUAGGAGAAUAAGAAACACAAUUUUAAUAAAAACUUAUUUAUUAAUAUGUCUUUACAUAAUCCAGAGACCUUAAGCACUAAUCAUUCAAAAGAACUAGCAUUCUCGCUUUCUUAAAACAAAAAAUCAAGCAAAAUGGCGUUAUUAUCAUAAUGUAAGAUAUCACAGGAUGAACAUAAACAAGAAGUGAGAAAAAUAAAAAUUAAAGUCAGAACUCAAGUUAUGUUAGAAUCAUCUUUCUUCAAUAAGUAUUUUUAAACAAAAGACAAAUUUCUUUUAUAUUAUUAAUACAUAAGAGUGAACAGUACAGUAAGUAAUUGAAAAAACUUACAAAUACAACAUUAACAAAAUACUUAUGUACUUAAUAGUUGUCUAAGAACACUAUUUUAACUACAAAACUAAAAUUAAAACAAAUUAUCUUUAUUCAUUAAAAAAGUGCCGAAGGACAUAUUUCGUACGAAAAUAUUUAUCACUAACUAUUUUGCAACAUUAUGUCAAACACGUGUGCAUAUUUAUACGUAAACUGGAAUUAUUCACCAACUACAAAUAUUAUAGAGCGUCUCAAAUAAGGUGUGCGCGCCUUUCAUAACCUAAAUAUUAAAAAUAAAC